Messenger RNA from Cloeon dipterum, 2226 nucleotides. RefSeq names its product ATPase family AAA domain containing bor (gene bor). The record is from RefSeq and is a predicted model, not a curated record. Gene Ontology annotation, cellular component: mitochondrion. Gene Ontology annotation, molecular function: ATP binding; zinc ion binding; ATP hydrolysis activity. The coding region runs from base 69 to 1874 and encodes 601 amino acids. Gene Ontology annotation, biological process: mitochondrion organization. The transcript is spliced from 11 exons. NCBI's taxonomy places the organism in Eukaryota, Metazoa, Arthropoda, Insecta, Ephemeroptera, Baetidae.
CAUCUGCCUCAAUAACGUGCUCUGAACCUGCUCUGAACCCGGCGAUUUAAUUUUGUUAAUUUUGAAAAAUGGCCUGGAUGUUUGGGAUGGGGGGCAAAAGGGACGGAGGUGGCGGCCCACCAAUUGACUUGCCUCCGCCCCCGGGUAGCGGUGGUGCCGGAGGCAACCCUAAUGAGACGGACCAAGAGCGAAAAUCACGAAUGGAAGCUUACAGAUUUGAUUCCGCAGCUUUGGAAAGAGCAGCUAAAGCAGCAAAAGAUCUGGAAUCUUCGCGCAAUGCCAAAGAAGCGCUCGAGCUGUCCAGAAUGCAAGAAAUAACGAGGCAGAACGAGCUGAUUGCAAAGGCCAAGGAAUAUGAAGCGCACAUAGAACAGAUGAAACUGGACACAAAACGGGUUGAGGGUGAAGAACGACGCAAGACUAUGCAAGAGGAGACUAAGCAGCACCAGAUGAGGGCUCAAUACCAAGAUCAGUUGGCCAGGAAAAGAAACGAAGAUCAGCUAAUCCAGCAGUCUCGGGCGAAUGACGAGAAUCUCCGAAGGCAAGAAGAAUCUGUUGCAAAGCAAGAGGCGAUGAGGAAAGCAACUAUUGAGCAUGAGAUGGAGUUGCGGCACAGAAAUGAAAUGAAGCGUCUUGAGGCCGAGUUGAGCACCAAAGCCAAAAUUGACCGCGAAAACCAGGAUUUGACUCUUGAGCAGAUUAGACUAAAGGCUUCAGAAAAUCGAACCACAGUGUUGGAGUCUAUUAAGACUGCGGGAUCUGUUCUUGGAGCUGGUGCUCAGGCUUUUCUGCAUGACUGGGAUAAAGUAAUCAUGGCAGCUGGCGGAAUUUCCCUCUUGGCUCUUGGUGUAUAUUCUGCUCGAGGAGCGACCGGGGUCACUGCCAAAUACAUUGAGUCGCGACUUGGCAAGCCAUCGUUGGUGCGAGAGACGUCUCGGUUUUCCGCUCUUGAGAUGUUGAAGCACCCAAUCAAUACCGCCAAGAGAUUCAAACUUCGCUCCCAGGAUGCCUUGUCAGGCGUUGUGUUAUCACCUAAACUGGAGGAGAGACUGCGAGAUGUCGCGAUUGCCACCAAAAAUACGAAGUACAACAAGGGGAUGUAUAGAAACAUUUUAUUCCAUGGACCGCCUGGAACUGGCAAAACUAUGUUUGCCAAGAAACUAGCAAUGCACUCUGGAAUGGACUUUGCCAUAAUGACAGGAGGAGAUGUUGCGCCAAUGGGCAAGGAUGGUGUCACUGCUGUGCACAAAGUUUUUGAUUGGGCAACAACUUCAAGGAAAGGUCUUUUACUUUUCAUGGAUGAAGCAGAUGCUUUUUUACGCAAGAGAAGCUCAGAGGCUAUCAGUGAGGACUUGCGUGCAAUGUUGAACGCCUUCCUCUACAGAACUGGCGAACAGUCUAACAAGUUCAUGCUGGUGCUCGCGUCCAAUACACCAGAGCAAUUUGAUUGGGCUAUUAAUGACAGAUUGGACGAAAUGAUUGAGUUUGAUCUUCCUGGCUUGGAGGAGCGAGAGCGUCUUGUCCGCCUCUACUUUGACAAAUUUGUUCUUCAGCCGGCUUCAGAGGGCAAAAAGAGAUUGAAGGUUGCCGAAAUGGACUACAGCGUGUUGUGCUCAAAAAUCGCCAAAAUAUCAGAAGGAAUGUCUGGCCGCGCAAUUUCAAAACUCGGCGUUGCCUGGCAAGCUGCUGCCUAUUCUUCUGAAGAUGGUAUCUUGACAGAGAAAAUGAUCAUGGAUCGAGUUGCUGAUGCGGUUAAACAGCACUAUCAAAAGGAGCAAUGGUUGAGUGCACAAGAAAGGCGAGAAUACAAAACAGGCUAUCACUCGCCAAAGGAUGAUCAGGCAGCACCAGUGCCUUCAGCAGGCUCUGUUUAGUUCACUCUCAGUGCAGAAAGACUGAUGUUGUCUCUGGCCUUCCCUUACCCACAAGAGACACAUCUGUUGUUGACAGUUUAUUUUAGAAAACGGAUAUUACAUUGUUAUCUGUGUAGCUGUCUCGAUAGUGGGACCUGAAUUUUCUUCGAUUGUGGAAUUUAUUCCAUGGAACACUUUUGUUACCAUCAAACAUUACAAGAUGAUUCCAACUCACUGUCAGUCUGUUGGUGAAAAUGAUUCCAAUCAAAACAAAAUAUUAAUUAAUAUUGAAAAGAUUUGUAAGUUGAUGUUCAUAGGCUGGUUCCUCUCUUUGCCUGCAUUUACUUACUGAAAUAAAGUUUCAUUUGCUAAA